AUUUCACAUAUGAGUUGGUACAAGUUUUGAAAAUAAGUGAUAUAUUCGCAUUUUAAGUGGAAACCAUGACGUUAUCAUUGUAGAGAAACAAGUGUGGUGGUGACCAUGAGUAUAAGGUCACAGAUUGGAGCAGAUUGUAUCAUGAAUUAGUGUAGAUAUUUGCCAAUCACCUCAUCAAGCUCAAAAUGUCUUCAGAUGAGAAUUUCUCAGAGAGGCAAGAAGAGGAAGUGCAAGUGCUGCAAGCCAUAUUUAUGGAUGAUGUGAAAGACUUGCGAGCCGAAGAUGCAUGGAAAAUAAGACGGCCUCCAGAGAUAAAGAUGACAUUAGUGCCACAACAGAGUAUGCAUGGUGAAGCUGAGGUGUAUGCUCAAAUAGAUCUCAUCAUUAAAUGUCCAGCUAGAUAUCCAAAUGAAGUUCCAAGUAUUACUCUAGAAAAUCAGAAGGGUCUAUCUUCCCAACUUGUUCAAGAAUUGCAGGACACUUUGACUAAGAAAGCAGAAGAACUGAAAGGUGAAGUGAUGAUCUUAGAGCUUGCUAAUGAGGUUCAGCAGUUCCUACACACAUACAACAAGCCCCCAGCCGCCUCCUUCUAUGAACAGAUGCUGCACAACCAAAGACUUAAAGAACAACAGGCAGCUGUAGAGCAGCAGCGUCAACAAGAUCUACUGAAUAAGAAGGAACAGAGGGAGAGAAAACACCUGGAAGAGGAGAUCGAGAGACACCAGAAGGCUCUGAGAGAGGAGACCAGGAGACAGCGUGAGGAGGCUAAACAUGACAACAUUGAGACUCAAGAUGAUCAAAUACAGAAAGUCAAGGAUGCUGAGGCCAGAUCAAGUUUGUCUCCUAUUAUGAAGAGGAAUAGGACUCGUAGUGAAACAAAUAGCAACCAAAGAUAUAAUAGUUCAAGUAGGACUCGUGGUGACUCUAAUGGGUCUGAUGGUAUGGACAGUGACCCACACCUUGGUACUGCAGUACUGGCAUUCAACACUAACAAAAAAGAGAGAACCAUCCACAGAGGAAGAUGUUUAGGGCAGAGUAGACGUGGCAGUUGUGUGUAUGCAGGUAUGGAUACACAAACAGGGGAUUUAGUGGCCAUUGCUGAGUGGGUGUUCCGGUGGAGGAGAACAGGAAAGAAAUUAACAUCAGAACAGAAGGAAGAUCUUGAGUCUGAGGCAGCAAAAUAUUUGAAACAGGUGCGUGGCAUAGAAGCAGAACUGAUGACAUUGUCUAAACUAGAGCAUCGUCAUAUAGUCCACUACGCAGGCCUGAAGUACGAACACCAGGGAGGAAGGAUUGUCGUGAACAUUCUCAUGGACUAUGUUGGUGGAGGUAGCUUAGAGACUCACCUACAACACAACAUGCCACUUUCUGUUGACCUGCUGAGGCAUUACACCAUUGAAAUCCUAGAUGCACUGGUCUUCCUCCAUGAUAAGGCUGUGGUUCAUAAAGACCUUAGGGCUUCCAGCAUUCUUCUUGACAAUAAAAGCCGUGUAAGACUUACUGACUUCAGCAUUGAUAAAAGGUUGUAUGAACUUUGCCAGUCAGUUGAAAGUGAGCGACCGGGUGUCAAGUUCCAAGAGCUCCGACCACACAUCAGCGGGAGAGGUGGCAAGAAAAGUGACAUUUACAAACUGGGCAUUGUGUUGCUGUCUCUUGUAGAAGGUAGACACGUCUUAGAACAGUUGCCUGAGGUUCCCACACACCUUCCUAUAGAACUACAGGAUUUCCUUACCAAGUGUCUUAUAAAUGAUGAGAAGCACAGGUCUUCUGCCCAUGACCUCCAAGAACAUGUGUUUGUCAAGUCCCCUCUCCCCCUCAAUCUGCAAUCACAUGGCACUCGGCAGUCACCUGAGAGAGACGAUGCGAAAGCUUGUCAUGAGGAUGAGGAGGAAGAGAUGCCAAUCAUAUUACAUCAUCAACUGACUGGACACUCCAGAUUGGAGAGCGAGUUCACUGUGCUUAAGUUCCUUGGGAAAGGUGGCUUUGGAGAUGUCAUCAAGGUAAAGAACAAACUAGAUGAUAGAUCCUAUGCCAUCAAGAGGAUUCCACUUAACCCAAAGAGUAAGAUAUUCACACGCAAGAUCACACGAGAAGUGAAACUUCUGUCUAGACUCAACCAUGAGAAUGUUGUCAGGUAUUACAACUCUUGGAUUGAGACUUCAGAUGAGCCUGCCUUCAGUGAGAGUUCAUCCUCUGGUAGUUCACCAACUAAGACUCCUACAGAUAGCAGUAAACAUGAGGCCAUUAGUAAUAAGAUGUCAUCUGUAAGAAACAGUCUAGGACUGAAGGAUGACUUUGCCAACCUCCCUCCAGCAGCUGAGUCUGUAGAUUGGAGUACCUCUGACAUAGGGAAUGUUCCAGAUGAUGAGAGCUCUUCAAGUGAGGAGGAAGACAUAGCAGAUGUAUUUGGUCACUCCUCAUUGUUCCAUGAUGAGGACUCAGAUUCUGAUGGAGGAAUUGUAUUUGAACAUAACUCAGCAUGGAAUAUUGACACUGAGGAGUCUAAAGAUGCCAAACUAACUGAAGAAAGUAGUACAGAUACAUCCGAGACAGUACCUAAGCUACAAUACUUGUACAUACAGAUGGAAUACUGUGAGAAGAGUACCCUGAGAAACUGUAUAGAUGCAGGCCUAUACGAGGACAUGAAUCGGGUAUGGAGGCUCUUCAGAGAGAUCAUAGAGGGACUUGUACAUAUACACCAACAGGGCAUGAUACAUAGAGACCUGAAACCUGUCAAUAUAUUCUUGGAUAGCAAUGAUCAGGUGAAAAUAGGAGACUUUGGGCUGGCCACCACUGAUAUUAUCUCCAAGCAACAAGGCAGUAUAAUGGAAACUAACAUGCAAAACAUUACUGGAGACAGCCAGGGCAGUGCAUCAGGAUCCUUAGGACAAGGCAGUUUAUUGGGAGAAGGCAGUCUGACAGGCAAAGUUGGAACAGCCCUGUAUGUCAGUCCAGAGAUGAUGCUAGCCAAGGCGCAGUACAGUCAAAAGGUUGAUAUCUAUAGCCUGGGGGUGAUGUUCUUUGAAAUGUGCUACCAUCCCCUACCCACAGGCAUGGAGAGAAUACAGGUACUGACCAACAUUCGAAGGAAAACCAUAGACUUUCCUGAUGACUUUGAUGAGUUCAAGCUAUCCAAUCAGGCCAAGAUUAUCAAAACUCUACUUAACCAUGACCAUAUGCUUCGUCCAAGUGCCCAAGAUCUCCUACAGAGUGAAUACCUCCCUCCUCCGCAACGAGAAGAAGCAGAGCUUAACGAAGUUCUCCGAUCGACAAUCUCAAACCCUCAAAGUAGAAUCUAUAAACACAUGCUCACUGCCUUAUUUGAUCAGCCAGUCAGUGCUGCCGUGGACUUCACUUAUGAUAAUGAUAUACAUAAAGGCCAUUUCUCCACUUGGAGUGCAUUGUUGUAUAGCCACGUGCAGGGAAUGCUAGAGAGGGUGUUCCAAAAACAUGGUGCUGUGCAGGUUGUUACACCACUAUUGAUGCCUAAGUGUGAUGUAUAUAAGCAUAUUGAGCAAUAUGUGUGUUUAAUGGACCGUAGUGGCGGAAUGGUAGGCUUGCCAUUUGAUCUCAGAGUAUCGUUUGCCCGUUAUGUUGCCAGAAACAACAUAACAAAUCUCAAGCGGUAUCAUAUAGGAAGAGUAUUUCGUGAGAAGAAGCUGUUUGGUCUACACCCCAAGGAACUAAUAGAGUGUACUUAUGAUAUUGUAUCUCCUAAUAAUGCCAGUCUGUUACCAGAUUCAGAGAUUCUCCAUGUAGUUAGUGAAAUAAUAGCUGAGGUACCAAGUCUAAGCCAACGUAAUUUUACCCUCAGGUUGAACCAUAUAUCUCUCCUGAGGGGGGUGCUACUACACUGUGGGGUGGGGGAGACCCUACACAAGGACGUCAAAAUAAUACUCAACUCAUCUAAAGCUGACAAACAAAAGAAACAACAAAUCCAAAAUCGUCUCCAGAGUCUCGGCCUCACUGAACAAACAAUCACCCAGUUAUACCACUUUAUAGAAAUGGAAGGCACUUUCUCCAAAAUUUCUAGUAUUUUACGCUGUAUUACAAAAACUAAAGGUUUAGCUGGGUCAUAUGCUAAGAAGGGUCUACAUGAGCUGGAGGCAAUCUUAUCACAUGUAGAGACGUUAGGUGUAAAGCUGCCAGUAGUACUGAGCUUAGGGUUGGUGUAUAACGUGCAUUAUUACUCAGGGCUUGUGUUUGAGGUGUCAGCACAGGUCGUCAGGAAGAAGAGACACGUGGUUCUAGAUGUUUUGGCAGCUGGGGGUAGAUAUGAUGAUCUUAUAAAAAAUUGUGGCAUAGGUACAAGUGACACUCACCAGGGGGCAGUAGGAGUCAGUCUUGGGAUGGAAAAAAUUGUGGCAGCUGUGGGCGAACAGGAUGAAAGCAAGGCACUGGGGGCGUAUGAUAUCUUAGUGUGCACGCUAGGACACAAAUCUAUGAUCAAGGAAAAGUUGUCUGUAGUGCGUGACCUCUGGGCUGCUGGCCUGAAAGCAAACAUUCUCUUGGAUACUUCUUUAAGUCUUGAAGAGAUCCUGGAGAAUUGUCGUCAAAGUCAUGUGUCACAUAUUGUCAUCAUGAAAGAUACAGCAGAGGGCAGCACUAUUAAGGUUAAAUCUCUUGAGAAAGAUCGGGUCACAGAGAAGAAGAUGGCAAUAAAUGAACUCACUGAAUACCUUCAGCAGAAGAUUCAACAAAGUGACCAAAGAGUUACUAGUGAGAAGCAGGAGUCCAGUAAGCCAGUGAGUCAACCUAGUCAGGUGUUAACAGAUACACUCAGUGGCGGUAGCAGUAACACUCACAAUCAGUCCAUAUACAAUAUUACAUUCAUCACGUUGGAAAAUAUGAAACUAGCUGGCAAUGCAAAAAGAAAGUAUGAGUCCCAGAUGUAUGCCAAGCUGCUGCCCUUCAUGCAGAACCUCACUAGCAAGUGUCGCAUAGAAAUCGUCAUGGUUGACCUGCCCUUUGGUGUACUUAAAACUAUUGCAGGCAAUUUAGAACUUGAUGCAGACAAAGAAAUGUUUGAUAAGAGCAUUGGACCCAUUGUUGAAAAGCACCAAAGAUAUCGGAAAUAUUUCACCAAAAUCUUUGACCACAUCUUCACGCUCAAAUUUGACGACAAAUGUCCUGUUAUAAUGUUGUACAGUAUGAAAGAUGACAGUCACCGCAUCCUGGUGUCAUAGCAACAGUCACUUAUAACUAGAAACAAGGAUGUUAUGGGAACAGCCAUAUGUUAAUGCAGGGAUGUCAUAGCAACAACAACGUCAUAGCACAGCCAUAUAGUCACAACAAGAGCAGCUGUCUUAUAACAGUGAUGACAUAGCUACAGCCAAGUAAUAAUUAUGUCAAUAGUUGCAUGGCGAAAGCCUGCAAGUUAUCACAGGAUAGCCUAGCAACAGUUCUCUAGUUGUCAUAGCAACAGGAAUUUAACUAAUACCACAUGACUAUCAUAGCAACAACAAUCUUGUGCCAUAUGUGUCCCCUGACAGGGCUUAAAGUUGGAAAAAGGAUGUAUUCAGAAAAAGUACUUAGGAAUCUCAGGUUAUAGAUAUACCCAGAGUAUAUGUACUUGACAUAUUAACUUCCCACUAGAGGGUUGUCAGGUAGUUAAAAUGUGCCAAACGGACAUACAAUCUCUUGGGGGUCGUUCUUAUUGUCAUAAGUUAGAUUAAACAUCUGGCUCUCUUGUUCUUUUCUUCCAUACUAGGACACAUUUUAUUGGAUUGCCAAAUUUGAGAAGUUAACAAUAUAUCUUAGUUGAAUUAUAGACCUACUGAGAGGAGAAGGUGUUUUAAAUGACAGUUUGAUGUUUGCAUAUGGGACCAAUGCAAAGUUGAUGUACUUCAAGGAAUCACCAUUCCAGAUGUCAAUUCUAACACAUUCAGUUCUUCUUGACUGUCUCAAAUGAAAUUCUAAUUGAAUUUCCAUUUUACCAUAUAGGUAUUGAUAUAAAAGAAUUUGAGUCUAUAAAAAAACUGAAGAGAACUGAAUUUAAGUUAUCAUUAUUUAUUUUAAAGGAUUCAUAGUAAUGUAUAUUCUGAAAAUAUGUUAAUCCUACAUAUCAUUGAAAAUGUUAUAUAUAUUUAUAUGUGCAAUACAGUAGAGUACAAUACAAACCUUAAACAAUUUGUUUAUUUUGAUUUGAUGGGUAAAGGAACACUGCAUGUCUUUU
Messenger RNA from Owenia fusiformis, 6175 nucleotides. NCBI's taxonomy places the organism in Eukaryota, Metazoa, Annelida, Polychaeta, Sabellida, Oweniidae. The record is from the annotation of a GenBank genome assembly.